AUGCAAGCAUUAAAAUAUAAAAUUAAUGUGAUUGAUUUUUCCGAUUUCACAAAUUUAGAAUCUAUUGGUAAAGGAAAAAUCCAUAGAGCUGCAUGGAACGAUUGCAAAACAACUGUAGCUCUAAAAUCAUUCCAAGAAAAGAAUGAUGAAUUUUUUAAGGAGCUUAAGGCCUUUAUAGAUUUUUAUAAAGUUAGUUGUCAUCCAAACAUUAUUGGAUUUUAUGGAGUUACCAAAU
Dentiscutata erythropus is the source of this 235-nucleotide messenger RNA. The record is from the annotation of a GenBank genome assembly. Lineage: Eukaryota; Fungi; Glomeromycota; Glomeromycetes; Diversisporales; Gigasporaceae.